GCUGUCACUUGUCAGCGGUGCCGUCGUGCGUUUGACAGAUUGGCCUCCACUUCUCGACUUCGUUUCCCUUUAAACGGCCGGAGUCAGGAGCCUCCGUACGACGCUUUCCCGCGUGACUCCAGGUCAGGUCGGGUCAGGGCCGACGCGACGCGACGCGGUUUCCACGACGGAUUAUGCGUUAGCCCGUCGCUCGGCGGCAUCGUGACGGAUACCCCCGCGCCUGGCUGGAGCUCAAACCCCGUGCGCGAUUAAUGAUGCGGCCGUCCCGAAAGCAGAUGACAUGACGCCCGCGCGCACAGUGAUGAGGAACUGCGAUAUUAAUCGCCGCGUGCCGUUCAGCGAGAGCGAGAGAGAUGUUCGUCAGAGAUCCCUGUGGCAUCAUAUGCAUUAUCGUCACCUACAUGGCGGUGUUCUACGCCGACUACGUCGUGGUGCGAUGGAUCGUGCUGCACACGAUGCAAGACAGCUUAUGGUGCCCCUUCCAUAUAAUAGCGUUUAACACUGUCGUGCUUCUUCUGAUGAUGGCCCACUUGAAGGCCGUCUGCAGUGAUCCGGGCAUAGUGCCCCUGCCGCAAAACAGAUUGGACUUUUCCGACAUUCACGUCUCGACGGGGAGUGACGACCACGAGGGCGACGAGAAGGACGACUGGACGGUGUGCACCAGGUGCGAAACGUACAGACCGCCCAGGGCGCACCAUUGCAGAAUCUGUAAACGUUGCAUCAGAAGAAUGGAUCAUCACUGUCCGUGGAUCAAUAACUGCGUCGGCGAGAGGAAUCAAAAGUACUUCAUACAGUUUCUGGUGUACGUCGGUGCACUGGCUAUCUACGCUAUUAUUUUAGUCAUUACGUCCUGGAUCUACGACUGCCCGCAGUGCAAUAACGAUAUUGCAGUCAAACAAAAUCGCAUUUUACAUUGUGUGAUAUUAGUUUUGGAGUCGGCGUUGUUCGGCAUGUUCGUCAUAGCGAUUCUGGUUGAUCAGUUCCAAGCGAUCCUAGGCGACGAGACCGCCGUGGAGCGCGUGCAAGGUAUACAACAACGCUACCACAACAAGAAUACACCACGAACGUUCACGCUUCUAGCACAAGUAUGCGGCAAGAGCCAUCCGAUAUUUUGGCUGCUACCUUGCCACAAUCCGCCGCGUUACUCCUUCAGAAAGGACGCGUAUUUAAUCGAUCACGAGGUUUGAGGAAUCGUGUACGAAAACGAUCGAGUGUAUUAUGUAUCUGCACAUACAUAUGGUAUUUUUUUGUAUUAUUUUUUAUAUAACAGUAUAUAGAGUAAUUCAUUCCGUGGAUUAGUACCUUGAAACACGUCUUUGUAUGAAUUAUUGACAUAAUAUAGAUUUGAGACUUGUAGCUAUAACGUUUCUACGGCGUGGAAAUAAUAUAUAUAAUUAUACAUAAUAAACAUUCAUUUUUAUUAUAUAUUCAGACGAUUAAUAUAUAUUAUGAAUAUAUUGAUCAUGAUCGUUUAUACACCUGAAUAUGUAUUUCUUUCUAUAUUAAGACGAUUAAUAUAUAUUGCGAAAUAUAUUAAUUAUUAUCAUUUAUAUACCUAAAUAUGUAUUUAUUUAAAUUGCGAACAAACAACAGCUUUAAUUAAUAUAUGUUAUUACUUAUGUUGAAACAUAUGUGAUAACAGUACAGGCAUAAAGUGUAAUUGACAUUAUAUGUUAAUAAGUUCAUUUUCUUAUUUCUUCCUUUAAAGUUAAAAUAUAUAUAAGAAUUAAGUGAUGCUCCAGGUGAUACAAAUAAAUAAUAAUUCUUUGAUUUAAGACAAUUAUUGCUAGGAACUGUAUCCUCGCCUAAUAAAUUUAUUCGCUGCAAGGAUUGUAUUGUAGUAUUCUAGAAAAUAAAAUUGUUAAUAUAAUUUCAAAAAA
Messenger RNA from Wasmannia auropunctata (little fire ant), 1880 nucleotides. It is a transcript of the gene Dnz1, whose product is annotated as palmitoyltransferase ZDHHC3. Gene Ontology annotation, biological process: peptidyl-L-cysteine S-palmitoylation; protein targeting to membrane. The coding region runs from base 354 to 1187 and encodes 277 amino acids. Gene Ontology annotation, cellular component: Golgi apparatus; endoplasmic reticulum. NCBI's taxonomy places the organism in Eukaryota, Metazoa, Arthropoda, Insecta, Hymenoptera, Formicidae. The transcript has 4 exons. Gene Ontology annotation, molecular function: protein-cysteine S-palmitoyltransferase activity. The record is from RefSeq and is a predicted model, not a curated record.